AUGUGCGGCCCAGACACUUGCACCAAGCCCCGAGGCGGCGCUUUGGCCGUCCUCAACCAACCCUGCAGUCAGCCUAGUCCGUCAGCACUUAAUCCGAGAAUCCGUGGAGAUCUCGCAUUUCACACACCGGGAAAACCAGGGUGUACUUUCGCUACGCAUGCGCGAAUCACGGGCGGAGAGGGCUGUGAUUUACAAUCCUUUUCCGACAUGGUUGUUGUAAUACACAAGUCUGGUGACCUCACCCGAAAACCGGAAGAAUGCGGCUUAUUCCACCGCUUUGCGUUCUCUGGUGCCUCCAUCCUCGAAAACGGUUCUAUACUAGAGCUAGCGUUGCAGAGACCGGUAUCGUUGGAAGUAGGUGAUGAUGGCAUCAUCGGUCGCAGAAUUUCCAUCUUUCCAGGGACGGGAAUGGAUAAUGCUUGCGCUGAAGGCAUUGUUGGGUUCAACUUUGUGAAUGCACUUUGA
Colletotrichum orchidophilum is the source of this 465-nucleotide messenger RNA. RefSeq lists its product as uncharacterized. The transcript is spliced from 2 exons. NCBI's taxonomy places the organism in Eukaryota, Fungi, Ascomycota, Sordariomycetes, Glomerellales, Glomerellaceae. The record is from RefSeq and is a predicted model, not a curated record. Bases 1 to 465 code for a protein of 154 amino acids.